UACAUUUAUAACCUUGAAGUUGUUUCAAAAUUUGAGGUUUUCUUAGUUUAUCACUCGAAAACUUACUUUGUUAUUAGUAAAAAUGUUAAAGUCGUUACAUAAAAAUCGUAAAAAUUUGUAUAAGCUUUUUAAACGGCUACAUUCAAGGAAUUCGAACCCUUUUUCUACUCAACCGGCAAUUAAUCCGAAGACCACCUCACAAUCUCAAGACAAAAUUUUGAAAGACAUUGAACAGUUGUCUCAACUGAAGAUAAAAGUACGUUCUAAACAACCUCAGAGAGCCCCUUUUGUUAAGAAUUUGUUUUUGGGUACAUUUGAUACUGAAAUUUUGUCUUAUCCCCAAUUGGAGAAAGAGGAUUUAGCAGAUUUAAAUAAUAUAGUAAAACCAGUAGAAGAUGCACUUUCUUCAGGAGAUCAAAUAAGUAGAGACGAUUAUAUAAAUUUAAUGAAGACUUUAAAACUAACAGGUUUAAAAGUUCCACAACUUCUUGGUGGAAGAGAAUUAACUGUAACAGAGAAUUGCAAAUUUGAUGAAUCUAUUUACAAUAAUUCCUCUAUUGCAUUGAGUUUAUUAAAUAAUGAACAUUUUGGCAUUCAAACUAUCCUUCGAUUUGGAACUGAUGAACAAAAAGCUAAAUAUUUACCUCUGUUAAGUACAGGAAAGAUUUUUAGUACAUUGUGUGUUAAUGAAAAAGGAGUUAUUGACCCUUACUCAUUAAAAACAACGGCAGAGCUCAGUAAAGAUAAGCAAAGUUGGAUUUUAAAUGGAGAGAAAUGUUGUGUAAUUAAUGGAGAUUCUGCUGAUUUGUUUAUAGUUUUAGUCAGAACAAAUAUUAUUGGUAAAAGUGGUUUUAAGGAACCUAGGAUUUCCUUGUUUUUAGUAGAACGGGGUUUUGGUGGAAUUUCUCAUACUCCUUGUAAAACAUUAGGAAUACAUGACAGUGGUGUUGCAGAUAUAAAAUUUGUUAAUACACCUGUUCCAGUGGAAAAUUUAUUGGGAGAACUAAAUCAUGGUGAAAAAGUGGCAGAGCAACUACUAACAGAAGUAAGAUUGGGUAUUGGCACUGCUUGUAUACCAUUAACGAAAAAUAUAUUGAAUGGACUUACUAAAUUUACCUGUGAAAGUAACAUUGGUAAUGUUUGUUUGAGUGAAACAGAUCUUAGUUAUUAUAAAAUAGGAAAGUUAAGUAGCUGGCUGUAUGCAAUGGAAAGUAUGACAUAUUUAACUUCUCUUCUUUCGGAUCAGUAUGAGAAUCAGGACUGUGAAUUAGAGGCAGCUAUAGUAAAGAUAUUUAAUAGUAAAAUGGCCCACAAAGCAGCAGUAGAAGCAAUGGAUUUUAUGGGACCACAAACCUAUCUUACAGACCAUUGGCUUAAUAAACUUCAUAAUGACGCCCUGGCUUAUCGGCUUUUACACGAGCCAAAUGCGAAUCUCGAAAUAGUUGUAGCACUUUUAGGGCUACAGUAUGCUGGUUUGAAAUUAAAAGAUGUGGUCGAAAAGGUUCGUAAUCCAUUUUAUUAUUCAGCUUAUGUAUUCAAAAGAUCGUGGUCACAACGUAGACAGGUCGAAGAUAAUCCAAAAUUGACGCUACAUUUAGACGAGUAUUUGCACCCUUCAUUAAAAUUGCCAGCUGAAUGGUUGGAAUAUUGCGUUUUAAGGCUGCAGUUUGCUACAGAAACACUUCUAUCAGUUCAUGGAACUAAAGUUGUGAGCCAGCAUAUGGAAUUAAAGAGAAUUGCCGAGUGUGCUAUUUAUAUUUAUGCCAUGACUGCUUGUUUAGCUCGAUCGUCUCGAUCUUAUUGCAUAGGACUUCGCAAUGCGGAAAUAGAAAUGUUUUUAACAGUUGCGUUUUGUAUGGACGCCAGAAGUAUUAUAAAAGAAAACGUUAAUCAAAUAUUUAGUGGACGAUACGCUACCCGAGAUGAAUUUUAUGAAAAGGCUGCCAAAUGCGUGUUUCAUACAGGAAAAUAUUUUGCCGAACAUCCUUUGGCUAGAAAUUAUUAAUUGGUUGUUAUUAUUAUAGGUUUAGAUGUAAUUUAUUUAAUCAUAGUUAAGUUGAAAUACAUUUAAGUUGUAUUUAUUUUUUAAUAAAUUAGAAAAAAUUGCA
This is a messenger RNA of Agrilus planipennis (emerald ash borer), 2108 nucleotides long. RefSeq names its product acyl-CoA dehydrogenase family member 9, mitochondrial (gene Egm). The transcript has 8 exons. Gene Ontology annotation, molecular function: acyl-CoA dehydrogenase activity; flavin adenine dinucleotide binding. Bases 83 to 2005 code for a protein of 640 amino acids. NCBI's taxonomy places the organism in Eukaryota, Metazoa, Arthropoda, Insecta, Coleoptera, Buprestidae. The record is from RefSeq and is a predicted model, not a curated record.